Molecule: messenger RNA, 1806 nt
Organism: Trematosphaeria pertusa
Lineage: Eukaryota; Fungi; Ascomycota; Dothideomycetes; Pleosporales; Trematosphaeriaceae
Exons: 1
Coding region: 17-1759 (580 amino acids)
Source: RefSeq, a predicted model, not a curated record
CGAACGAUCGCCAGAAAUGCGGCCUGCUACGCAUCGAAUACGUCUUCCGCGACGAUUAUUACGGCCCCCCAAUGCGCACUACCCUGAGCCUCCCUGCCCGCGCCAAUUCUCCCACAAACCUCCCCGGCUCCUGCUCAUCACGAACCGAAGCACUCCCCGACCACAGCUGCCCUUCCUCUACCCCACGGGCCAGUACCUCUCCAAUGGCCAAAUAUUCCGUUUAUUCUCUAUCAGCGCAAAUCACAAGAAGUUCAUAAAAGAGACGGCGCGGCAGACUGUCAAGUACACCGUUCUAAUCUGGAUAGUAACGACAUGCUUCAGUCUUGCGAGCUUCGGGAUACUGAGCGAGAGGCAGGAGAGAGCCUUCCCGUCACCGCAUGAGUGGAGUUUAAUCACGAGGAUAAGGUUUCGCAGGGGAAAGUGGUGGCAGGUGCCGGAGAACAAUGAGGAUGAGGGGUUCCCCAACUGGGCGAGGGUGUACUCAGAGUUGCAGUCUGCGAUGAACAGAUUGGAGAAUCCAACCAAGGAUGGCGCAGGACUGGUAGAGCAAGAGGAGGGAGGAUUGAUGGUGCCCGGCGUAGGGAAGGCGGGAUACGACCUGACGGCGAAGAGCGAGGAAUGGCGGCAGGGAUACUAUGAAGUGCUCCUGGGCAUGGCGCGAGCAGCCGAAAGAUUAGAGGGAUGGGUAACAGAUAAAUGGAGACGAAAUGUAUGGGCGCCUGAGUUUGUCGCGUCGCCCACGAAUCCCCGACCGAAGGCUACAUUACCAGGCAUGCCACCAGUGCCAGAGGAAGACCAACGAGUUCCGGCAGCAGAAGCCCCAGAAACCUUCUACCUCAAGAUCAUAACCUCGAAAGGCUUCACAACAAAUCAACGUCUCACAGCAGCUUUGGGCUAUGCCGACUGGCUCGCCUUCAGAAAGCUCCCCGACUCAGCAGAAGAAAUGUACCGCUGGGCGCUCGACAUCGCUAUUUCUGGCCUUCCCAUCCCCGACCCCUCGACCACCAUAAACCGCACCAGCGGUGUCCUCUCCUCCACCGCACCCAAAGAACACAUAACACCCAACCUCGUCUACGCCGCCACAAACCUGGCUACCUUCCACGCCGAACAAGGGAACAUCAUCGCUGCCCUCCCCAUCCUCAUCUCCCUCCUGCGCGCCCGACUAACCGCCGAUCCUGCACCUCCGCCACCACCCGCAGAAGAACCAGACUCGAGCUUAACAGGCACACUACUGAGCCUGCUUAAUGAGCCUGACUACCCUCCCCUCCCACCUACAGGCGACGAGCCCCUUCUCCGCCGCGAAGAAGACCGCUGCGAAGAAGCAGCCCUGAAGUCGUACAUCGGCGAGAUCCUCUUCGCGACCGCGGGCUCGUCUCCCUCUCAGCGUCAGCAAGGCCUCUCCUGGGUCCGCGACGCCGUCUCCACCGCCAAAAUAGCACAGUCGCUCGCCCCCAUCGCGAACGACGACGAGCGCCGCAAGAAGUGCGAACAGUGCGAGGAAGUCGGGCUCGAGUCCUGGGGCAAGAUAAUGACGUACCUCGCUGCUGAAGCGCACGAGAAACGGGACGCGGCGAAGAGUCGUAGUCUCCACGGCUUGAUGUGGAAGCUAUGGGGUACACAGAAGCUGGACGAGGAUGUGCAGAACCUUGAGGGCGAGGAGGAGGGCGUUACAAUGAGGUUGAAUAAGCUGAGAGGUAAGAUGCUUAAGGAGGAGUAUGAGGACAUGGAUCGGAAGUAUGCGAGGACGUUCGUCUUCUAAGCUCCUAUGUAUAGAUACGUGUUGGAAAUCUAGGCAAGCAUGGCUGC